AUGAACCCUUCCAAUCCCACCGAGCAAGAGCUCUACACAAUGCACGCCCUAGCCGAACAAGCCAACAAUGCCCAGGCCAACCCUGUCCAAGUUCUCCAACACCUCCAGUCGAACAUGGUUGCCCUACAAGCCCAAGUCGAGACCAUGCAAAAUUCGAUUCAAGCCCAGGUCAACAACCUCACCAACAACAAUGCCCCACUGAUGUCCAUCCAGUCCGCUAUCGAGUCCAUCAGCGUCCAGUGCCGCGAAACUAUGCAAGCAAAUCACACUGUCCUGAACGGUAUGAGGUCUGUCCUGAACGGUAUGAGGUCUGUCCUGGAUGGCCUCGCCCAGCGACCCUCCGCCGCUGGUCCCUCUCGCCCCCGUGUGUCAAGAUCUGGACUGGCAGGCAAGUGGAGAAUGUAA
This is a messenger RNA of Gamsiella multidivaricata, 405 nucleotides long. RefSeq lists its product as uncharacterized. The record is from RefSeq and is a predicted model, not a curated record. NCBI's taxonomy places the organism in Eukaryota, Fungi, Mortierellomycota, Mortierellomycetes, Mortierellales, Mortierellaceae. The transcript has a single exon. The coding region runs from base 1 to 405 and encodes 134 amino acids.